GGGGGGGGGAGGGGGAGGGGUGCGACACAGUUUCCAUCCUUCGCAGCUCAGCUCUGAACCGGAACCACCGCACCUUCCACCGGCUGCACGCGACGACGACACGCCGGCCGUGUGUGCCUCUACAGCGGGGACACGAUGGGCAACCUGCCGCUCUUCAGCGGCCUGUUCGCAGCAGACUUCCCCCAGCCUGACAGCAGGUUCAGCAGCAGGACCAUCAGCAAAGGCAUCAUUUACUUCCAGUCUUCUCCUCCGACCUCUGACCCACUUCCUGCGUCCUCCCCGAGCCACGUCCAAUCACAGCCCUCCUCGUCCUCCCGCCCUGUCCUCCUCUUCCUGUCCUGGCUGGGCGCCCAUCCGGCGGCGGCGUCCAAGUACUUCCACACGUACUUGGAGCGCGGCAUGGACGUCCUGCUGGUGCAGAGCAGCGUGCUGCACUUCCUCUGGCCCCGCUGGGGGCUGGACUACGGCGGGGAGGUCCUCCGAGUGCUGGAGGGGCCCGAGUUCAGCGGGCGGCCCCUGCUCAUCUACGCCUCGUCCAUCGGGGGCUACACCUUCACACAGGUGCUCACCCACGUGGCCCACAGGAGGGGCGAACAUGACGCGCUGGCCCGCAGGGUCGUAGGUCACAUCUACGACAGCCUGGUGGCGGGCACCUUGGAGCACAUGGCCACAGGCCUGGGCAAGACGCUGGCGCCGCGCCUGGAGCGCGUGGUGAAGAGCACCGCCAUGUUCUACUUCUGGCUUUUCAAGAGCAGCACGGCCGACGUCUACCUGCGCGCCAUCCAGGUGUUCGACAGCAGCCCCGUCACGGCGCCGGCGCUCUUCUUCUUCAGCGAGGACGACGCCCUGUGCGACACGGCCGCGCUGGAGAGGACCGUGGAGCGAUGGCGGCGGAGGGGCGUGGCCGUGCAGAGCCGGAAGUGGGAGCGCUCCAAGCACGCCGCGCACAUGCGGUGCCACCCGGAAGAGUACCGCUCAACGCUGGAGAGCUUUUUGAACUCGCUGCCUUUGACGCCCAUCCGUGCACUAAUUUAAAUAUUAACAUGCCUGACAUUAUUCACAUAUCUGCUUUAUUCGCAUCGUUUUUAUACUGGCCACAACAUUAGGUACACUUGCUGCAAUAUCACUCACCCUGUGUACCUAAUGAAGUGUCCCUUGUAAUAUUCAUAUUUUUCAGCGCUCAUACAAUCUCAAAUUGAUCCAAAAUCGACAUUUAGAUUAAAAAAAUGAUCGCUUUGGAAUUAGAGAAAACAAAGCGUAGCAUUAGCUGAAAAAGUUAGCAUAUGUCAGAUACCAAGUUAAAUGACUCCAAGGUUUAUGGCAGUGGAAUUAGAGGAAAAAAAGUGUAAAAUUAUCUGAAAAAGUUAGCAUGUUAACAUUAGCAGGCUAACAGUUAGCAUGUGUCAUUUACCAAGUUAUAUGAUUUUAAGGUGUAUGGCUGCAGAGUUAGAGGAAAUACAAGAGUGUGAAAUUAGCUGAAACUGUUAGCAUGCUAACAGUUAGCAUAUGUCAGAUACCAAGUUAAAUGACUGUUUAUGGCAGUGGAAUUGGAAGAAAAAAAAGUAUAAUUAUCUGAAAAAGUUAGCAUGUGUCAUAUACCAAGUUAUAUGACUCUAAGGUGUAUGGCUGCAGAGUUAGAGAAAAAAAAGUGUGAAAUUAGCUGAAAAAGUUAGCAUGCUAAUGUUAAAAAGCAGUUAACGAGUGCCAUAUACCAAGCUAUAUGACUCUGGGGAAAACUUGCAAAACUAGCGCUAAACGUUAACAUGUUAAUUUUAGCAUGCUAACAGUUGGCAAGUGUCACAUACCAAGUUAUAUGUCUAACAUGUACCAAUUAGAGAAUAAAGUGUAAAAUUAGCUGAAAAAGUUAGCAUGUUAAUGUUAGCAUGCUAACAGUUGGCAAGGGUCACAUACCAAGUUAUAUGACUAACAGGUACCAAUUAGAGAAUAAAAUGUAAAAUAAGCUGAAAAAGUUAGCAUGCUAAUGUUAAAAUGCAGUUAAUGAGUGCCAUAUAACAAGCUAUAUGACUGGGGAAAACUUGUAAAAUUAGCGCUAAACGUUAGCAUGUUAAUUUUAGCAUGCUAACAGUUGGCAAGUGUCACUUACCAAGUUAUAUGACUCUAACGUGUACCAAUUAGAGAAUAAAGUGUAAAAUUAGCUGGAAAAACUUAGCAUGUUAAUGUUAGCAUGCUAACAGUUAGCAUGUGUCAUAUACCAAGUUACAUGACUCUAAGGUGAAUGGCUGCAGAGUUAGAGAAAAAAAAGGGUGAAAUUAGCAGAAAAAGUUUGCAUGCUAAUGUUAAAAUGCCGUUAACGAGUGCCGUAUACCAAGCUAUAUGACUCUGGGGAAAACUGUUGCAAAACUAGCGCUAAAUGUUAGCAUGCUAACAGCAAGUGUCCCAUACCAAGUUGACUCUAAGGUGUACCACUUAAAGAAUAAAGUGUGAAAGUAGCUGAAAAAAUUAGCAUGUUAAUGUUAGCAUGCUAACAGUUAGCAUGUGUCAUAUACCAAGGUAUUUGACUCUAAGGUGUAUGGCUGCAGAGUUAGAGAAAAAAAGGGUGAAAUUAGCUGAAAAAGUUAGCACACUAAUGUUAAUAUGCUAACAGUUAACAAGUGCCAUAUACCAAGACAUAUGACUAUGGGAAAAACUUUUGCAAAACUAGCGCUAAAUGUUAGCAUGUUAAUUUUAGCAUGCUAACGGUUGGCAAGUGUCCCAUACCAAGUUAUAUGACUCUAAAGUGUACCAAUUAGAUAAUAAAGUGUAAAAUUAGCUGAAAAAGUUAACCAGCUAACAGUUAGCAUGUGUCAUAUACCAAGUUAUAUGACUAAGGUGGUAUGGCUGCAGAGUUAGAGAAAAAAAAGUGUGAAGUUAGCUGAAAAAGUUAGCAUGCUAAUGUUAAAAUGCAGUUAACGAGUGCCAUAUACCAAGCUAUGUGACUCUGGGGAAAACUUGCAAAACUAGCGCUAAAUGUUAGCAUGUUAAUUUUAGCAUGCUAACAGUUGGCAAGUGUCACAUACCAAGUUAUAUGACUCUAACGUGUACCAAUUAGAGAAUAAAGUGUAAAAUUAGCUGAAAAAGUUAGCAUGUUAAUGUUAGCAUGUGUCACAUACUCGAGUAAAAAUCCCUGAUACUUUUUUGAGAGUAUUCCUAUGUAACAUGGUUGCAGUUCUUAAAGUGUCCACAAGAGGGCAGCACUCACAAACGUUAUUUGUGUGGAUUUCUCUGCAAAGUAUAAAGUCUUUACACGCUCAGCAUAUACUUUAAUCUCACCUCACACAUUGAUGAACAUGUUUUAUGAUCAUGAUUGCAUCUUGACUUCAAAGAAAUGUUUACUUUUUAAUAGCAUAGCAUUUCGGGGUGUUCUGAUCUGGUACUGAUAUUGGUACGAUAACAGCAACAACAAUAAAAGUAUCGGAUAUUGGUUUGCAUGUAAAAUGUGUGACGUAAUGUGCGAUACAAGCAGUCCUGCAGAGUCUUUACUUGUACUGAGCUGGACAGCCAGUUAACAUCUAAAUGUCCUCCAAUAAGCACACAAGGUUGGUCUUUUCUUCUAUUUUAGUCAAGUCAUUUACGAAAGGUAAACAUGGUAGGCUAUAGGCUACUAGAAGCUAGCAGCUACACAACAGCUAAGCACACAAGCUAGACACUGCAGUCUAAAACAACUCAUUUGUCAAUACAAACAACUAUCAAAUAAUUAUAGUUACAUAUUACUUACACAUACAAAGUCUUCAAGGCAGAAGUGUAUUAGAAAGUAUCCAGUAACAAACGUGUCCGCAUCAUUCAACCUACUGUGUCAUGAGCUAACUAUUGUGGCCAUUUGGUGUUACAGAAUCAAAUUACCACUCCACUUCAACUUAAAGACAGUACAAGUCAAUUCCAGACAGUUAAUAAUAAAUAGUGUUUUCAUACCUACCAUUGUUCUCCGUCUAACUAAUUUCACACUCUAUGAUUGGUGCGGAUUAUUAAUGUUAAGAGUGUCACUGAUGCCGUCAUGUCUUCCAUAUCAAAGG
Messenger RNA from Nerophis lumbriciformis (worm pipefish), 4010 nucleotides. RefSeq lists its product as uncharacterized. The record is from RefSeq and is a predicted model, not a curated record. Gene Ontology annotation, molecular function: serine hydrolase activity. Lineage: Eukaryota; Metazoa; Chordata; Actinopteri; Syngnathiformes; Syngnathidae.